AACAAAUCAUUCACUCAUUUCCCCACACUGGCCAUGCAGAAAGAGGCCACGCGAAACGUGAAGAAAUACUGCACAUCACUGGACGACAUGCACAGAGAAUUCUGCCGUCGGUUCUCUGAUUUUGAAAAAAUUGACAAGUCACUUCAGCUGGUGUCCUGUCCCCUGUCCCAAGACCCCGAAACAGCACCGCAUGAGCUGCAAUUGGAGCUGAUCGAUCUUCAGUCUGACUCCGUCUCACAGGAGAAGUUCAAGUCUCUUAAACUGAAUGACUUUUACGCUUCACUUAACGAAGCCACGUUUCCAAACCUCCGGAGGACGGCACAGAAGAUGCUGGCAUUGUUUGGCUCGACCUACGUGUGUGAGCAGACUUUCAGCGUCAUGAACGUCAACAAAGCCCGUCACAGAUCCCGGUUAACUGACCAACACCUCAGAUCUAUCCUGAGAAUUGCCACAACAAAACUAACUCCAGACUUUGAUGCACUGGCAAAAAAGGGAGACCAACAACACUGUUCCCACUGAAAUAAAGAAGAGCAAAACUCCUGUUUCUGUGGAGGAGCAGCGGUCCAGCUGUGCUUUGUGUCAGGACGUCCUGAAGGAUCCAGUCUCUACCAGCUGUGCACACACAGAUAGAGGUCUGCAGGAGGUUUUAGAUGAACAUAGGAUCAGUCUGAAGAGGAGAUGUGAACGUGUGACUGAAGGAAGUGAUGAAACAGUGAGUAAAACCCUCCUCAACAGGAUCUACACUGAGCUCUACAUCACAGAGGGACUGAGUGAAGAGGUUAAUACUCAACAUGAGGUGAAGCAGCUUGAGACAGCUUCCAAGAAAAAGAUCCUCCGUGACGCUCCAAUCAAGUGCCACGACAUCUUUAAAGCCUCACCUGACCAACAGGUACACAUCAGAGUCGCUCUGACGGUCGGCGUCGCUGGCGUUGGAAAAACCUUCUCAGUGCAGAAGUUCACUCUGGACUGGGCAGAGGGUUUGGAAAACCAAGAUGUCAGUCUGCUGAUUCCGCUUUCCUUCAGGGAGCUGAACUUGAUCAAAGCUGAGCAGUACAGUCUUCUCAGGCUGCUCCAUGUUUUCCAUCCAACCUUACAGAAGGUCACAGCAGAGACGCUCGCUGUCUGUAGCGUUUUGUUCAUCUUUGACGGCCUGGAUGAAAGCAGACCUUCACUGGAUUUCCACAACAAUGAGGUUGUGUCUGAUGUCACACAGCAGUCAUCAGUCAACGUGCUGUUGACAAACCUCAUCAGCGGGAAUCUGCUUCCCUCGGCUCUCGUCUGGAUAACUUCCCGACCUGCAGCAACCAAUCAGAUCCCUCCUGCACGUGUGGACAGGGUAACAGAAGUACGAGGCUUCACUGACGUCCAGAAGGAGGAGUACUUCAGGAGGAGAUUCAGUGAUGAAGAACGGUCCGGCAGAAUCAUCUCUCACAUCAAGACAUCCAGGAGCCUCCACAUCAUGUGUCUGAUGCCCGUCUUCUGCUGGAUCACUGCUACAGUUCUGGACCACAUGUUGACUACAGACCAGAGAGGAGAGCUGCCCCAGACCCUCACUGACAUGUACUCACACUUCCUGCUGGUUCAGACCAAGAGGAAGAAGCAGAAGUAUGAUGAGGGACAUGAGACGAGUCCACAGGAGCUGACGAAGGCUGACGGGAAACUUCUUCUGAAGCUGGGGAGGCUGGCGUUUGAACAUCUGGAGAAAGGAAACAUCAUGUUCUACCAAGAAGACCUGGAGCAGUGUGGUCUUGAUGCCACGGAGGCCUUGGUGUACUCAGGAGUUUGUACAGAGAUCUUCAAAAGAGAGAGUGUGAUCUUCCAGAAAACAGUCUACUGCUUUGUUCAUCUGAGCAUUCAGGAGUUUCUGGCUGCAGUCUACCUGUUCCACUGUUACAGCAAGAGGAACACAGAGGUACUGAAGGACUUCCUGGGGAACGCUGGGAAUGACUCAUCCCUGGAUGUCUUCCUGUCUGAAGCCAUGAAGAAAUCCCUCAGAAGUAAGAAUGGCCACCUGGACCUGUUUGUCCGCUUUCUCCACGGCCUCUCUCUGGAGUCCAACCAGAGACUCUUAGGAGGCCUGCUGGGUCAGACACACAACAGUCUACAAAUGAUCCGGAGAGCCAUCAACAACCUGAAGGAGAUGAGGAGUAAAGAUACCUCUGCUGACAGAAUCAUCAACACCCUGAAGGAGAUGAGGAGUGAAGAUACCUCUGCUGACAGAAGCAUCAACAUCUUCCACUGUCUGACAGAGAUGAAGGACCACUCAGUACAUCAGGAGAUCCAAGAGUUCCUGCAGUCAGAGAACAGAUCAGAGAAGGAACUCUCUGAGAUCCAGUGCUCAGCUCUGGCUCACAUGCUGCAGAUGUCAGAGGAGGUUCUGGAUGAGUUGGACCUGACGAAGUACAACACGUCAGAGGAGGGACGACGGAGACUGAUUCCAGCUGUGAGGAACUGCAGAAAGGCUGUGUAA
Cottoperca gobio is the source of this 2470-nucleotide messenger RNA. RefSeq names its product protein NLRC3-like. The record is from RefSeq and is a predicted model, not a curated record. NCBI's taxonomy places the organism in Eukaryota, Metazoa, Chordata, Actinopteri, Perciformes, Bovichtidae.